AUGACCCAACUACCUCCUCCAACUACCCCGAAAAUAUUGGCCCAGAACGACACCAAAAAUGUGACGGAUGGUCUAGAACCUUUUUCUGGUCAAGAGUAUGCACAUAUCUUGGUUCUUUUGUCAUCUGUGUACACACAAGUGCUUGCUGGGCUGUGCGCUCUUGUUGCCUGCUGCGUAACAUUGCAUCACAUAUAUUGCCACUUGAAGAACUACACUCGCUAUGAAGAGCAGAGAUAUAUUAUCAGGAUUCUCAUUCUCAUCCCAGCGUACGCAUUCUACUCGUUCACUAGCGUCAUGCUGGCGGUGCAUGCUCGUCAGAACAGUGUGUACAUCGAGCCAAUACACGACAUAGCCGAAGCUAUCGCCAUUUACAGUUUUCUGGCUUUGUGCUAUCAGUAUUUAGGCGGUGAAGGAAGCAUAAUGCUGGAGCUCACCGGAAAAACUAUAAGAAAAAUAGAUCCAGCAUUUUUUAUGGUACUUGUUGUUUUGCGGGAAAGCCAUAUACGAUCCUCUUCCUCCGGUUCUGUAAAGUGCCCUAAUUCAGGCUAUUUGUACCUAUUUUUGAUCAACAACUUUACUGUCACACUGGCGUUAUAUGGUCUGCUGUUAUUCUACUUUGCAACACGAGAUCAACUGCGACCAUUCAAACCGCUGCUCAAAUUCGCCACCAUGAAGGCAAUAAUCUUCUUCAGCUUUUGGCAAGACGUUUUAUUCAGCAUUUUGGAGUGGAGCCACGUUGUCAGUGGUAGCCAAGGUUACCCCGCUGGAUUGCUUGCCGCUGGUUGCAAGAACGUGCUUGUCUGUAUUGAACUGGUGAUCACCGCAAUCGCCUUGCGAUACGCUUUUCCGUACAGUAUCUACGUGCUCCAUCAUCCGCCCAGGUUAGUCCUCGAUCUUCCUCUGGGAGGACAAGACUGGUCAGGCUUUGCAGGAACCAAUCCGCUUGGUCAAGAUGUUGUAUUCAAAGAGUCAGCAGCUAACGUAAACAAUAAGCUGCGCACUCUUCGAGCUGAUUUGCUUAUCGGGACAUCGGCUUUUGCAGAACGAUCUCCUCCCACAAAUCAGGCACAACCAGAACCGUUGCCAUGGGAUAUAGCCGAAUCUCGACUCCAAAUCGAUGACCCCGAACCGCACACUUGGGAUGGUCACAACUCAGUCACGCUGCCGACGAUUUCCGCUAGUAUCAAAGCAACUAUCGACCCGCGAGAUAUCUUUGUUGAUGCUGUGCACAACUUUCAUCCAAAUUAUCGGCAUUAUACUCAACAAGGUAUUAUUUCAGAUGAAGGUUUACUGGCUGGCACUUCGAAGUCUUUGACCAUUGCUUGUGGAUACGGCUGUGGUUCAAUCUUCUCCAGAGGAUGA
Opisthorchis viverrini is the source of this 1362-nucleotide messenger RNA. RefSeq lists its product as hypothetical. Gene Ontology annotation, molecular function: transporter activity. The record is from RefSeq and is a predicted model, not a curated record. Gene Ontology annotation, cellular component: early endosome membrane. Gene Ontology annotation, biological process: transport. Bases 1 to 1362 code for a protein of 453 amino acids. Lineage: Eukaryota; Metazoa; Platyhelminthes; Trematoda; Opisthorchiida; Opisthorchiidae. The transcript has 8 exons.